Zymoseptoria tritici IPO323 is the source of this 507-nucleotide messenger RNA. RefSeq lists its product as uncharacterized. Lineage: Eukaryota; Fungi; Ascomycota; Dothideomycetes; Mycosphaerellales; Mycosphaerellaceae. The record is from RefSeq and is a predicted model, not a curated record. The transcript has a single exon. The annotation marks the transcript as partial.
AUUCGAUGUUUCAAAUCGACGAGUGGUUGGUCAGGAGGCCGCUGCAUCCGAGACGCUCCUUCCAGUUGCAGAAUCCGCUCGUCGUGGGAAAUGUUCCGAGGUCAGCAUGCUGAACGGCAUCAGGAGAUCAGACCCCGGGUAGCGACACUUCGGCUUAAUUUCAAGGACCAGGUAGCGAUGUCGAGUUCCUGGCGAAGUCAAUAUCGUUGACCGAUCAUCCACGAUACGAAUCGUCUGCUCAUUUCUCCUUCGACCCUGGUGGAUUGUCAGCCAAUGCCGGCUUGGUCGGUCUGCGACCAAAGUGCAGCCGAGACGCUUACUUUAAAGGUCUCACUCGUCUUUCGAGGCGAUUCGCGUUCCUACAACCUGCUGCAUCCUCCAGUGCACCAGGAACAUCCCAUCGAACGCUUCUGCACGCCGUCAAAAAUCCAUCCAAGACAGUUCUCGCUUCACGCCGAACUUCACAAAGACGUUGACCAAGACAAGACUUCUCAACGACAUGAAGCU